This is a messenger RNA of Diabrotica balteata, 765 nucleotides long. Lineage: Eukaryota; Metazoa; Arthropoda; Insecta; Coleoptera; Chrysomelidae. The record is from the annotation of a GenBank genome assembly.
AUGGAGAAACUACGGCAGCACGAUUUAGAGUUAUCAAAAGAGACAACACCAGUGCCCACUCCGACAACUCCCGGUGCUUCCUCGUCGAACACUUCUUCAGGACACAGCCACAGAAAUACAGGAGGAAUUACCAUAGAUAGUAUACCGGAAAUUCCUCCAUUUAGACCCCGAAAAUCGAAGGAAUGGACACCUCCACCAGUUGAGGCUGAUUCCAUGCAUCAUUUAACCAUCGGUCCUGGAGGAGUUGAAUGGGCUCGAAGAUUAAAAGAAGACUCAGAAAUACAUCGAAGUACCGAUUGCAUUGCUCCAAAAGAUGCGUCUAGUUCAGAUUCAGAUCUAUUAAAAAGUAGCCCAUUAUGGCCUCCAAGGCCAAGAUCGCCACCCCAAAUUCCUGCAAGAGCGCGCCCUUUGGUUCCUCAGGACCCAUCGCUUAGUGAUAGUGCUAAGAGUGUUUCUAGCCAGGAGACUCCAGAAGAAGCUGCAGCUAAAGCUGCGGCAGAGGAGUUAGCUGCUAAAAAGACUAGAGUGAAACAGAGCCUUAUGAAACGCGCAAGAUCGGUGGCCAUAUUCUCCUUAAAAUUAAAAGAACGUCGAGCAAGGGAAGCUCAAGAAAAGGGUUUAAAGCCUCCCGUUACGCCAACUGCCCCUCUUCCACCACCUCAACAAGGAGGCGAGUUAGCUUGUAUACCUAUUGAAAAGCUUAUCCAAUUAGAUGAUUUGAAACGUCUGCCGAAACCUUCUAACAGCCAACCAGGUGCUUUGUAG